Molecule: messenger RNA, 1795 nt
Organism: Cucumis melo (muskmelon)
Lineage: Eukaryota; Viridiplantae; Streptophyta; Magnoliopsida; Cucurbitales; Cucurbitaceae
Product: GDSL esterase/lipase At1g71691-like
Exons: 5
Coding region: 129-1346 (405 amino acids)
Molecular function (GO): hydrolase activity, acting on ester bonds
Source: RefSeq, a predicted model, not a curated record
AGCAUAGCAUAGUUUGGAAAAUAGAAGGUAAAAGUUUGAGGAAGGAGUUGAAGCCUUGAUUUUCCCGCCAUAUUCAACCUUCUUAAUUUCAAUCACAGUCACUAUCUUUCCCUUCCAAGCUAAAAUUAAUGGCCCUUAGUCUCCCAAUUUCCCUAUUCUUCAUCCUCAUUUCCUCCGUUUUUCUUCAAUCAGCAACACCUCUCCCAAACUCUGCACCUCAUCCCAAUCCUUUGGCUCCAAGUACUCCUAAUGACGGUUUCACAACCAUUCCAAAUUCUUCUUUUCCCAUUCCUCCAUCACCCCUCCCUCCUCCGCCCUCCAACUCUCUUGUUCCCGCCCUUUUCGUCAUCGGCGACUCCACCGUCGACUCCGGCACCAAUAAUUUCCUCGGAACUUUCGCCCGCGCCGAUCAUCUUCCCUAUGGUCGAGAUUUCGACACGCAUACUCCCACCGGAAGGUUCUGUAAUGGAAGGAUUCCCGUCGAUUUUCUUGCCCUUCGUCUUGGACUUCCGUUUGUUCCGAGUUAUCUUGGACAUGUUGGAGCAGUGGAAGAUAUGAUUCAAGGAGUGAAUUACGCAUCGGCCAGUGCUGGAGUUAUCUUCACUAGUGGAUCGGAAUUGGGCCAACACAUCUCCUUUACACAACAAAUUCAACAAUUCAUGGACACUUUUCAACAGUUUGUUCUAAAUAUGGGCGAGAAGGCCGCUGCCGAUCACAUUUCCAAUUCAGUCUUUUACAUAUCAAUUGGAAUCAAUGAUUAUAUUCAUUACUAUCUGUUUAAUAUAUCUAAUGUUCAAAAUCUUUUCCCUCCAUGGAAUUUUAACCAAUUUCUUGCCGCCACAAUCAGACAGGAAAUCAAGAAUUUGUAUAACAUGAAUGCAAGGAGAAUCGUUGUAAUGGGAUUGGCACCUAUUGGUUGUGCUCCUUUCUACUUAUGGCAGUAUCGUAGUGAGAAUGGAGCAUGUAUUGAGGAGAUAAAUGAUAUGGUUAUGGAGUUCAACUUUGCCAUGAGGUACAUGGUCGAGGAGCUUGGCAUGGAGUUGCCCGAUUCAAGUAUAAUCUUCUGUGAUUUGCUUGAAGGUUCAAUGGAUAUUUUGAAGAAUCAUGAAUAUUAUGGUUUCAAUGUAACUUCAAAUGCUUGUUGUGGGUUUGGUCGUUACAAUGGUUGGAUUAUGUGCAUCUCACCAAUUAUGGCUUGUAAAAAUGCUUCUAAUCAUAUUUGGUGGGACCAAUUUCAUCCAACAGAUGCAGUAAAUGCUAUUCUUGCAGAUAACGUGUGGAAUGGCCUCCACACAACAAUGUGCUAUCCAAAGAACUUGCAGGAUGUGAUAAACUCCCAUGGCUGAAGGAUACUUUGGUCAGGCUUGUUCAUUCACAAAGCUAUACACCAACAUAUUCCAACAUAAUACUUGUUAUCGCUCAACCACUCCUCCAACAACAGUAUUCAUAUAGGAAAUGGUGGCAUAAAUAAACUUGCAGAAGAAUUCCAAAUGCUUUGCUUGCUUUCUAGAAGUAUGGUGGUGAUCGGGGCCUAUUUGGUAACUAAUAGGGAUUGAAAUAAGACAAUUGCUUAUAUUUUACUCUAGUGCAUAGUCAGUAUCGAAGAUGAUUUUUUUGUAUGCCUUUGUUUUCUUUUAUCUUCUUAAUGAAAGCUCUUUGGAUUUUAUUUUCUACAUUGUUUGAGCAUGGCGAGGAAGCUAAGAGCAGUUGAGCAACGAGGAAAAGUAAGUAAAGAUCCCUCAAAAUAAGAUUGUAAUUUAAGAUGAUUAAGGACAUAACUUUUCGUCGUUCUGAA